AUGCUACACCAUAACUUCACUACUCACCGGCUUUGGCCAUGUUUCACAUUCUUCUCGCUGCUUGCUCCUAUUCCAAUCCCCUCCAUUCACCCAACAACUUGUCAUUGUCAUCUUGGUCAGUUCAGACUCCCGCAGCGUUCGUCUGGCCGACACAAGCGAGCCCUCGUCACUCCACUCCACCCACCCACCAACAGUAAGCUAGUCGUCGAGCCAACUUCACGGGCUCGCUCCUGCCACUGUGGCGUUCUAGCCCAGUUUGUCCUAUGA
Molecule: messenger RNA, 267 nt
Organism: Protopolystoma xenopodis
Lineage: Eukaryota; Metazoa; Platyhelminthes; Monogenea; Polystomatidea; Polystomatidae
Source: the annotation of a GenBank genome assembly